This is a messenger RNA of Ostreococcus lucimarinus CCE9901, 723 nucleotides long. RefSeq lists its product with no specific name. Gene Ontology annotation, biological process: transcription by RNA polymerase II; transcription initiation at RNA polymerase II promoter. The record is from RefSeq and is a predicted model, not a curated record. The transcript is spliced from 2 exons. The annotation marks the transcript as partial. Lineage: Eukaryota; Viridiplantae; Chlorophyta; Mamiellophyceae; Mamiellales; Bathycoccaceae. Gene Ontology annotation, cellular component: transcription factor TFIIF complex.
CUCGACACCACGCGGGGCGAUCGCAACGCGUGGUUAGUCAAGGUGCCGAAAUUUGUUUCGCGAGUGUUCCACGAAGCCGCGGCGGCGAGUAAGCAGGCGAUGGCGGAUGAUGAUGACAUGGAUACGGACACCAAGGAGGAGGACGAGCCCGCCAUCGGCACAGUUCGCCACAUGACGCACGCGAUCAUGGAACUCACCGGAAAAGAGGCGAACGGCGUGCCGAAGCAGUACAUUUUAGCCAAUCAGCCGAGUGAUAUGCCGAUGCGCGUGUUUUCCGACGUUCGCGAGGGGACGACGAGCGGGCAGGCGGACAUCACCCUCGAGGCCAAAGUGGACUUGAAGUUAGACAUGCGUCCGACAUCGAUCGACGAUGUCGAUUACCAUAGAGUUAGUAAAGAUCGCAUGAUUCAGGCACAGACUAAGACGAGAGUAACGCAGAGCUCGUCUGAGAUGCGUUUCGCGCCGCUGCCCAAGGCGAGAAACUUGAUUCGGUUCACCGACGCCGCAUCAAAUAAGAAGGAAAAGAAGGAACGCAUGGAAAAGAAGGCCCUGGAAAAUGUCCUCUUCGGGUUGUUCGAGCGACAACCGUAUUGGAGUCUGAAGCAGCUGAUCCUCGAGACGAAGCAACCGGUGGAUUGGCUAAAGACAAACUUGGGCGAAAUCGCGCUUUUGACGAGACGUGGGCCGAAUAUGGGUUUGUGGGGGCUCAAACCAGAGUGGAAA